Molecule: messenger RNA, 1747 nt
Organism: Lasiosphaeria miniovina
Lineage: Eukaryota; Fungi; Ascomycota; Sordariomycetes; Sordariales; Lasiosphaeriaceae
Exons: 3
Coding region: 1-1281 (426 amino acids)
Source: RefSeq, a predicted model, not a curated record
AUGCGGACCGGUGCCCAGCUCCUGAUCGGCGCCAUCGCGGCAGGGAGCGCUGCGGCGUUGCCCGCGGUGGAGUCUCAGCAGGACAGCAGCAACGCGGCCGUCGAUUGCGCCGCGAUCCCAUCGCCGUUCCCAACGUGGCAGCAACUGCCGGUCCAGUCGACUAUGCCGGACCCGUUCCUGCCGCUGAAGUACACGACAACGGACAACGCGGCGUCGUCCUCGACAUUUGCGCAGGAUGUCAUGACGGGCAAGGGCCAGAAGCGCGUGCAGACGCCCGAGGAGUGGUACAAGUGCCGGCAGCCCGAGAUCUUGCAGCUGCUGCAGGAAUAUCAGUUCGGCUACUACCCAGACCACAGCCAAGAGAAGGUCGAGGCCACGCGAAGCGGCAGCACGGUCAACAUUGCCGUGACGGCCGGCGGUAAGACGGGCAAGUUCAAGGCCACCCUGACGCUGCCCUCUGGCGCGUCCGCUUCCAAGAAGGCGCCCGUGGUCAUCAACAUCGGCGGCAUGCAAAACGCGCCCUACCUGAGCGCGGGCAUUGCGGUUGUCGGGUUCGACUACACGUCGGUUGCGGCCGACAGCAACUCCAAGACGGGCGCGUUCUGGGAUGUGUACAAGGGGCGGGAUAUUGGCGUCCUGACAGCUUGGGCAUGGGGCUUCCACCGGACGCUCGACGGGCUCAACAUGACCGUGCCUGAGAUCGACUCGACGCGGGUGGGCGUGACGGGGUGCUCGCGGCUCGGGAAAGGGGCGCUGGCAGCCGGGCUGCUGGACACACGCAUCACGCUCACGAUGCCCAUGUCCGCGGGCGUGCAGGGUAUUGGGCCGUACCGGUAUCACGCCAUGAGCGGCCAGGACGAGACGCUCGAGAACAGCAAGUCGGGGGCCGGGUGGUGGAGUGACAGCAAGCUGGGAACCUUUGUCAACCACGCCGAGAACCUGCCGUACGACGCACACACCAUCGCCGCCGCCAUUGCGCCUCGCGCCCUUAUUAUUGACCAGGGCACCGGUGAUCAGUUCACCAACAGCAAGGCCACCGCCGUCAUCGUCUACCCGGCGGCCAAGCUUGUCUACGACUGGUUGGGCGCCGGCGACAAGAUUGGCAUGAGCGUGCGCAGCGGCGGACAUUGUGACAUGAGCGGCUUCACUUCCAUCCUGCCCUUUGUGCAGAAGAUCUUCUUUGGGACGCCAACGACAAAGGACUAUAACAGCCUGGGAUCGUACGGAUCGCCAAUGACGACGGCGUAUCCAUGGUACACGGCCGUCCCGAAGGCAUCGUGAACGCUCAGGCAAUCGAGCGCCUUGGACAACGACGGAGAACGGGGAACGGGGAACGGGGAGCGGGGAACGAGAAACGGGAAACGGUGGAUAGCUAUGUACGUAUCCGUAGGCGCGUCUCGAAGAUGGGACGGCGGGACGGCGGGACGGCGUAACGAAGGUUGAGUUAUUCGAUACUAGCCAGCUACUGCCUAGAGCAAUUCAAUACUCCAAUUUCUCGCCCCAAAAAGCGAUUGGGGGGACAGAGGAGAGCAAAGUGAGGUGCAAGAAUCGUACUUCUCUUUCACCCUUGGCAGCAGCGCGGUCUCCAAUUCCUGGCAUCGGCGAUUGUGCCGCGAGAACAUGCAUUGAGGCACUUGGCGAAACGGAAGUGCCCAGCGGUCGUUACACGGACGAGGGAGUUUGCGCCGCGCUGAAAUGGUGCUGCAGGGAGAAAAGAGCCGCAUGCAACCUCCCGCGGCCAUGUUUC